This is a messenger RNA of Leptopilina boulardi, 2190 nucleotides long. RefSeq names its product transcription initiation factor TFIID subunit 5 (gene Taf5). The transcript has 11 exons. Gene Ontology annotation, biological process: transcription initiation at RNA polymerase II promoter. NCBI's taxonomy places the organism in Eukaryota, Metazoa, Arthropoda, Insecta, Hymenoptera, Figitidae. Gene Ontology annotation, molecular function: protein binding; RNA polymerase II general transcription initiation factor activity. The coding region runs from base 120 to 2075 and encodes 651 amino acids. Gene Ontology annotation, cellular component: transcription factor TFIID complex. The record is from RefSeq and is a predicted model, not a curated record.
AACUUCAAUGGAUUUGUAUACAAACGCCAAAGUGACAUUUAAUGUCGAGUGAAAAUUUUUUUUUUUUUUUUAAAGAAACAAUUAUUGUUGUAUAAAGUAACUUAAAAAAAAGACCAAUCAUGGAUAACGAUAAAAAAACUAUGGUGGCUAUGCUACAGCUUCUCAGAAAAUAUAAUUUCAAAAAUACUGAAGAUUUAUUUAGAAAAGAAGCCAAUUUAAGUGAUGUACAGCUCGAGGAAAGCCAACAAACUGAUUCAGAAGUAAGCAAUGUUUUAUCCGCUUACAAAAGCGAAGGUGAUCCUGCUCUUUAUGAAAAAUCUUACAGUGAAUUAAAACAAUUUGUCGAGGGUUCCUUGGAUAUUUAUAAGCAUGAAUUGGGUACAAUUUUAUAUCCUGUUUUGGUAAACAUGUAUCUGGAAUUGGUAUACAAUAAUCAUUCUAUACAAGCUAAAGAAAUAUUGGAAAAAUACAGUGAAAAUUUGGAGGAUUAUUAUCAAGCCGAUUUGAAACGUUUGUCGAAUGUCACAAAACGAGAACAAAUGGAUGGAAAUGAACUCAUUGACACGUUCAAAUCAAAUCAAUUUAUAAUAAGAAUGUCAAGGGACACGCUAUCAAUGUUAAAACGUCACUUACAGGAAAAGAAAUGUAAUAGCUUGUUAAAUAUCAUUAAUGAGCGACUUUAUUUCGAUAUGUAUGAAGGUGUUGCUAGAAAUAAACAACAAAUUGAAGCCACAUCAGGAGCAAUUUUAGGAGAAGCGACAAGACAAGAUAAUAAAGCAAAAGUCUAUUAUGGACUUUUAAAGGAGCCCGAAAUUCAAUGUGUGAAUCCUCCCGAGGAAGAGGAGGAAGAUACGGGAGGUGGAGAAGGAGAUAAACCAAAGAAAAAGAAACCGAAAAAAGAUCCUCUAUUCUCAAAGAAAACAAAAUCUGAUCCCAAUGCACCUCCUGUUGGAAGAAUGCCUUUACCAAAUUUAAAAGAUGCGGAUAAAAUGGAGAAAAUUAAAGCUCUCAGAGAAGCAACAAAACGUGUUCAACUUGGUCCAGAUUGUUUACCUUCUAUUUGUUUCUAUACUCUUUUAAAUGUUGUUCACAGUAUUACGGCCGUGGAAAUAUCGGAAGAUUCAAGUUUAUUGGGAGUUGGAUUUAGCGAUUCGGUUAUAAAAGUUUGGAGUCUUCUUCCACAAAAAUUGAAAGUAAUGAAAAAUUCUGAACAGCUUGCUGAAAUUGUGACAGAAGCUGAUGAUGUAUUGGUGAGAAUGAUGGAUGAAAGAACAUCAGAAUCGGUGAAGCUUUUAUAUGGACACAGUGGACCAGUAAAUUGUUUAUCAUUUAGUCCUGAUAAAAAUCUCUUAUUAUCAUGCUCUGAAGAUACAACAGUGAGAUUGUGGUCUCUUCAUACAUGGACGUGCGUUGUGUGCUACAAGGGACAUUUAUUUCCUGUAUGGUACGUGAAAUUUUCUCCUCAUGGUCAUUAUUUUGCAACAGCCAGUCAUGAUAAAACAGCAAGACUUUGGGCAUCCGAUAGUCCUCAACCACUUCGAAUAUUCGCUGGUCACUUUUCAGAUGUUGAUGUCGUUCAAUUUCAUCCGAAUUCAAAUUAUAUAGCCACAGGUUCAAGUGAUAUGACUGUUCGAUUGUGGGAUUGUGUUACUGGCAGUCAAGUGAGAUUAAUGACUGGCCACAAGGCUCCAAUAUAUGCUUUUGCUUUUUCUAUAGAGGGUCGAUUUUUGGCUUCUGCAGGUGCUGAUCAUCGUGUGCUUGUUUGGGAUCUUGCACAUGGACAUUUAGUCGCUGCAUUAUCCGGACAUACAAGCAUAAUUCAUUGUCUUUCAUUCAGUAGAGACGGAACACUCCUUGUAUCAGGUGGGUUAGAUUGUACAAUAAAGUUAUGGGACUUUACGAAAUUAGCGGAGGAAAUGAGUUUAGAGGAUGUUAAUGUAUCUCAUAAUCCCGAUGUAAAAACAAAUGCCGACUCCUAUCUUUUGAGAACAUUUGCAACGAAAAAUUCAUCAAUUUUUGCUCUUCAUUUUACCCGCAGAAAUCUGCUUUAUGGUGUCGGUAUGUUUGAAUCCUAACCAUAGUGAAAUUUAUAAUUAAAUUAAAAUCAAUCGUGUGAACUGUACAAACUCAUUUUUUGUAUUUGUAACAUAAAAGUUGUUCAUAAUAAAAGUUUAAUAUUAAUAAUAAUAA